This is a messenger RNA of Lycium ferocissimum, 724 nucleotides long. RefSeq lists its product as uncharacterized. The record is from RefSeq and is a predicted model, not a curated record. NCBI's taxonomy places the organism in Eukaryota, Viridiplantae, Streptophyta, Magnoliopsida, Solanales, Solanaceae. The transcript is spliced from 2 exons. Bases 215 to 661 code for a protein of 148 amino acids.
UGAUCAUGUCAAUCUAGAUAUCGAUAUGAUUAUUGUUGUGCUAGUUGGCGACAUUGCACAAAGCCCAAGGUUCAAAAUUAAAGACUACAUUACAGCCGUUCUGAAAGUAUAACGCAAAAUCAUAAGGAGGCGAAAUGCAUAUCUUGGGCGUAGGCUUGCACAUGAGAUUGUUUAUGGCAAUUGGGAGAGCUCUUUCAAGACGUUUCCAAUAUACAUGGCAGCUCUACAACACUUCAAUGCUGGUACUGUUGUUGAAUGGAAGCUCAAGUCGAAACCUGGUGUGGUCGGUAAUAUUUUUCAGUUUGUGUUUUGGGCAUUCAAACCAUGCAUUGAUGGUUUUGCUCAUUGCCGGCCAGUAAUCUCAAUAGAUGGCACAUAUGUGUAUGAGGUAUAUGACAUCAAGCUACUAAUUACAGUUGGAAUGGAUGCGAAUGGGUCUAUAUUCCCCCUGGCUUUUGCAACUGCAGCUAAUGAGAGCACAGAGACAUGGGGUUUGUUUUUGACCUACUUGAGGCAACACGUUAUUAAGGAUCGAAUGGGUAUAUGUGUUAUAUCAGAUAGAAAUGCUGGCAUAUUGAGCAAUAUGUGGGACUUGCAUGGGUGGCAACCGCCUUUUGCCCACCAUCGUUAUUGUUUAAGGCAUUUGAAGGCAAAUUUUUAGAAGGCAUAUCGAAGCCCCACACUGAACAAUUGGAUGUGGGCGGCUGCAACAGAGCAUCAGGAG